AUGGCGUUUCCGAAGACCUUCCGUGUGUACCAGUACGAGAACUACGGCUCGCUCGAGAAAGAGCUCAAGAUCCACGACAACAUUCCUCAGAAACCUCUCGGCCCCGAGAACGCCGCGGUGAAUCCCAUCGACUACAUGCUGCUGGAGUCUGAGGGCCAGGCGUUCAUAGGCAAGGCUCCGUCGGCUGAAAACCCCUUCGACAUCGGGUUUGACGGCUCUGGUGAAGUGGUGGAAGUCGGCAGUGAUGCAAAGCGGUUGACGGUGGGAGAUGCGGUGUAUCUGAUGACACCGUUCACCUCUUUUGGGACCCUUGCCGAGUUUCUGGUCGUUGACGAAGAGUUUGCUGCGGCGAAGCCCAAGAAUUUGGAUUUCAAUGAAGCUGCCGCAGUGCCUUCAGUGGCGCUAACAGCUUAUGCCGGUAUGGUGCGGCACGCGAAGCUGCAGAAGGGUGAGACCGUUCUCAUUGUCGGCGGUAGCAGCUCCGUCGGUAUGUUUGCCGUGCAGUUUGCCCACGCUAAAGGUGUUCGGGUCAUCGCGACGACGCGUUCACGUAACGUUGAGCUCAUCAAGUUUCUCGGCGCUGAUCAAGUCGUCGACUACACCAAGGAGAAGUGGGUGGACGUGUUGCCGCCGCACUCUGUUGAUGCGGUGUACGACUGCGGGGUGGAGCCCUCGGCCUGGAACGACGGUGCGCAGUUGGUGCUCAAGAAGAACACGGGACGUUUCAUCACGAUCCUGCCAAUGACGCAGCCUGUUAAGGACUCGGAGUUCGGGGCACAGCUCGUAGGCGAAGUUCACAACACCGAUCCUUCUGCCGAGAAACUCGACGUAAUUACCAAGUACAUCGAGAGCGGCACAGUCAAGCCCGUGAUUGAUACUGUGUACCCGUUCGACAAGGCGCUGGAUGCCUACGCGAAGCUGAAGACACGCCACACACAGGGAAAACUGGUGGUGCAGGUGCAGCCUUGA
Messenger RNA from Phytophthora sojae, 969 nucleotides. RefSeq lists its product as hypothetical. The record is from RefSeq and is a predicted model, not a curated record. Bases 1 to 969 code for a protein of 322 amino acids. Gene Ontology annotation, molecular function: oxidoreductase activity. Lineage: Eukaryota; Oomycota; Peronosporomycetes; Peronosporales; Peronosporaceae. The transcript is spliced from 2 exons.